UUACAAAUUUACAUUUUUGGAAAAAUAUUGCUUUCCAAUGUAAACAAUGGUUAACGCCAAAAUUUCUCCCAUUGCGGCUUCUGCUUCUGCAAGCAAUCGGCCAUCAGGUUAUACUGGAAAUUUGCACUCACUGGAAUGUUUCCCCAGACCAAGAGGGAGGAAAAUGGCUAGCAAUAGUGUUUAUUCAACUUUGGCAUGCGAUGACAUCCUCACAGAAAUCCUCCUUCGAUUGCCUGAGAAAUCCGUCUUCAAAUUUAUACUUGUGUCCAAAAGAUGGCUAUACUUGAUCUGUAGUUCUUCUUUUCGCCGUUGUUACGAAAAUCAAUGGGGCACUCACAGUCAUCUAUUAGGUUUUUUCGUAUGCAACUUUCUUUACAUUGACAGACCACAAGACGGGUUGAGGCGUCCACGAUUCGAGCCUGCUCUACCUCUACUUUCAACUUGUAAAGAGGGUGAUGAUUUAAUGUCAUCUGGAAUCUUAAAGCAGCUUGGCUAUUUCAUUGACUACUCUCAUGGCCUUCUUCUCUGUGGCCGGCAUCCAAGAAAUUAUUAUGUCUGGGAUUCCGUCACCAAGAACCGGCGCCAACUUCCUCAACCUCGAAAGCACUACAAAUAUCUAUGUACAGCAUUCAUGACUGAAGACCUGGGCGGAGAUAUUGUAUAUAGGGUUGUUCGGGCAAACUGUGAAUGCAAAGUUGAUGUGAUCAACACCAUCUCCAUAGAGACUUUCUCCUCACUAACUUGGACAUGGAAGCAAUCCACUCUUGUUUGUUCUCCAGAUUUUGCCUUGAGCCCGUGGACGGUGGGCACCAUAAUAAAGGGAGUCAUCCACUGGUUCGGAACGUAUCGAAGUUUAGCCAUUUAUGAUCCAGAAUUUGGAGAAAGGCGCAUAACUUCAAUCAAGCUACCUGUUGGUCAGCUGACUUUUGAUUAUGAGGAUUCCAUUUUAGGAGAGUCAUCUGAUGGACUUCUGCAGUAUGGUCAAAGUGGAAGGCUGGGGUUGGAGACAUGGGUUCUCUGUAAGGAACGAGAAAACUCCUCGUCUCCUUGCACCGUGAAUGCCCGUUGCGAGUACCGGUGGGGGCUACGACACAAAUUAAGCUACAAAGACAUGUGGAAGCACAACCCAAAUUCAGGUAUUCGGUCUAAAGAACCUCAAAUAUUAUCAUUUGUUCGUCGUAAUUCCGAAUCGGUUUUCAUCAGGCUGGGAUCGAACAUCUACCGGUGCAACGUCGAAAGCAAAAGGCUGGAAGUGAUUCCUUACCAUUGUGAUGCUGCUUCUAUCCCUUGGGAUUUUUGUAAAGUAGUGCCUUACUUUCAACAGAUAUGGCCUCAUUUCCCUUUGCGUUUCACCCCUAAAAGUUUGAAACCUUGUGCUUUAUUUUCUGGAGCAGCUCUUCAAUAUGUAAAAUGACUAUUAGAUGCCUUUCUCUGCCCAAUUUCUUCUUUUGUUACUCAAUGAUGAUCCUUUUUUGUUGAUU
This is a messenger RNA of Momordica charantia (bitter melon), 1481 nucleotides long. Its product is annotated as F-box protein At5g03970. Gene Ontology annotation, molecular function: protein binding. Lineage: Eukaryota; Viridiplantae; Streptophyta; Magnoliopsida; Cucurbitales; Cucurbitaceae. The record is from RefSeq and is a predicted model, not a curated record.